UCUAUUGUAUACUUUUUAUUGUUGUUUAUCGAAUAACAAAGAAGAUAUAUCUUUAGUAAAAACUAUCGUAUAUCGAACUUCUCAACUAUUAUUAUAAUUAGUUGUACGGAUUCGUCUGAGGUUAAACAAUAAGAUCGAAUGAGACAGUUAUUACUUAAGUUCAUUUACUAACGAAAGAAAUCCUUCAAUGAAUUAAACACUAAAGAUAUACCAACUAUAGUUUUGAUAAUGGACAUAAGAAGAGAAGAAAAAAAAAAUUCUCGGUUAGAAUUAAAGAUCAUUAUUAAACGGAGAAUGUUAUAUUCUUACGGUAGGCUUGUAAUUCAAUAUCGUAAUUCCCUUUUUCCUGUUAAGUUACGUCCAAUUUUAGCAAUUCUUUUUUUUUUUUUAAAUGUAAAUUUAUCAUUCCUAGAAAAAAAUUGAUAUUUGAUAUCAAGAUUAUAGUAAAAAAUUCUCUAUAGAAGAUCUUUGCUUCAUUCUUAUUAUCUUCUAAUGAUACUAAAAUACUGAUAAAUAUAUGUUGACUUGCAUACUUUUGAGAUAAAACAUUCACUUUUAUUCUCAGAUAUAUUCUAACAAAUAUAAUAAUAUUAAUUUAUCAUUUUCUUAAAUAUGAGAAAGACUAAUUUUUUUUUGUUUUUUGUAUUUUGAAACUUUUCAUAGAGAAUAGAAAUAUUUAAUUAAUUCAAUUCUAUAUUUUAUUAGAAGCUGAAGAAUUAUCAAAAAAAUUUAUGGAACAAAAUAUUGAAUUACAGCAUGAAAUUGAAAUAUUUCGUUCUAAACUUGAUUAUAUUGUAACAUAUAUUAAUCAAAAAUUGGAUCAACAAAAAACAACAACAACAACAUUAUCAUCUUUUAUCUAUACAUCAAUUAGUAUUUGA
Molecule: messenger RNA, 881 nt
Organism: Rotaria sp. Silwood1
Lineage: Eukaryota; Metazoa; Rotifera; Eurotatoria; Philodinida; Philodinidae
Source: the annotation of a GenBank genome assembly